Messenger RNA from Saccostrea cuccullata (small rock oyster), 1750 nucleotides. Its product is annotated as gamma-aminobutyric acid receptor subunit alpha-2-like. Gene Ontology annotation, cellular component: neuron projection; synapse; plasma membrane. The transcript is spliced from 10 exons. The record is from RefSeq and is a predicted model, not a curated record. NCBI's taxonomy places the organism in Eukaryota, Metazoa, Mollusca, Bivalvia, Ostreida, Ostreidae. Gene Ontology annotation, biological process: chemical synaptic transmission; regulation of membrane potential; monoatomic ion transmembrane transport. Gene Ontology annotation, molecular function: neurotransmitter receptor activity; transmembrane signaling receptor activity; extracellular ligand-gated monoatomic ion channel activity. The coding region runs from base 115 to 1236 and encodes 373 amino acids.
AAGUCAAUGAACUGUAACGUAAACUCAAUCGAUCACUUGUAUCCAAGCAUACAGGAAGUGACAAACGAUGCUAGCUUUUUAAUGAAGGCAGAACAUCUGGCUUAAGCUAAAAGCAUGAUAAAAAGAAAGGUUUAUGUACGUGUUGUAUUUCUGAAAGUCGGCGAAAUCGACACAGUGAAGGAAAAAUACUGUGCAGACGUUUUUGUCCAAGCAAGAUGGAGGGAACCAUCUCUGGAUUUCUGUCAACAUCUUCGGAACACAAAAUUGGACAAUUACUGGGAUCCUAAAAUGUCAAUUCAGAACGUGAUCGACUCAAAAAAGAAGAAAGUGUUAAAAGAGUUGACGUUCGGUCCCAAUGAGGAGGCAUAUAUCGUAGAGAAGAUAAAACUAAGCGGAAACUUCUCCGAGAAACUGGAGCUUGUGGAUUUUCCUUUUGAUCAUCAGUAUUUGAACCUGAUUAUAACGUCAGAAAUUCCCGCCAGUGAGUUAGAAUUUGUGGAAGACACAGAGGAACUGAGUACGAUUAAUGUGUCUUGCUUUGUGGAUGUCCAGGAGUGGUCACUUUAUGACUAUGUAGACUUUGUUCCUUAUACAGAAACUAAAUUGUUCUCACAGAAACGAAAUGUCAACGCCAAGUUCCCGGGCAUUUCUGUCGGCUGCUGCGCGGUCAGACGCGCGGGAUUCUUCGUAUGGAACGUUAUCGUGAUUAUGACACUCAUAUGUGCCACUUCUCUCGCGACGUUUGCCGUUAGUCGUAAACUACCUCAAAACCGAUUGCAGUUAUCCAUAACAUUGAUGCUGACGGCAGUUACAUUUAGGUUGAUGACAAAUGCUAAUCUCCCAAAGAUAUCAUAUCAUACCCGCCUUGAUAAGUUCAUUCUUACCAAUAUGUUCUUUAACUGGUUGGUGACGGCAUGGCACGCACUUGUUACAAGAUUUGAGUACGAUGAAUCUCUUCAGGAGACCAUGGAUAACUGGGCUUUUGUGGUCUUCCUCAUCUCUUACGGUGUAUUCCUACUCGUCUUCGGUAUCCUAGUUCUAGUAACUUAUGUUAUAAGAAAUAAUGAAUUAGAAACCAAACUACACAAGUAUGAGGAAAAAGCUGAGAAAUUGAUGGGUGGACAUUGGAAGGACUCCCGGGAAAAAGACCACGAAAAAGUCGUCGUCAAGAGACGAGCCGGGUUAUCCUACACAACCCCUGGUACGGCAGCAACUGUGUCCCCAAUGCAUGCCUGAUGCCCCAGCGAUGUCAUCCCAAAAGCUUUACAGGAUACAUAUUAAUUCAUUCCAUCCUUACCAAUAGAACAUAAGGUUUCAUUGAUAGAAACAUGGACUGACUUCUUUAGUGCUCAAUAUUUCGUCAUUGUUGUGAAUAUGCUCAUGUUUUAUGUGAUAUGCAAUAAAAAAACUGAAACUUCUGUUCAGAGGUAGUGAAAAAUUCAACUUGAACUGGAAGUCUUGUGUUGCGGAAAUUGAAAUAAACCCAAGUUUACUGUUAGCGAAAAAAAAAGUGGUCACUUUCCCGUUCCGGUUUUUUGAAACAUUUUUAAAAAAAUUCCAAAUAAAAUAUUGAUAUUAUGAGACAAAACAAGAUGCUAAAGAGCUUUGUCACCCAGGUAUGAUUUUGAUGGAAAUUAUGACUUACCCUCUGUCAUUAGCAGCACAGAGAAUAUUAGUUGUCUUCAUUUACAUGUACCUGUAUUGUAUUUGUCUCAUGAGGCAAAAAAACUUUAUUUUCUUUGAAAGUAGA